This is a messenger RNA of Microthlaspi erraticum, 3579 nucleotides long. The record is from the annotation of a GenBank genome assembly. NCBI's taxonomy places the organism in Eukaryota, Viridiplantae, Streptophyta, Magnoliopsida, Brassicales, Brassicaceae.
AUGAGAGAUGCCGAUGCGGAAAGAUCAAGAGCAGGUGAUGGAGCUGAGAUCGGGGCUCGCUUUGAUGAAGAACAAAAUUUACAAGAGCUACCAUACCAUUUAGCAGGAUGUUCUAAGUCUCCUCAGAUCAAAGGCGCUCCCGAUUAUGCUCAGAUCGAAGGCGCUCCUAAUUACCGUCAGGCUGGUUCACUACCUGUACACGGGGUUGCUAUCCCGACCUCUGCUGGGAUGAGAAACCUUCUUACGCACAUUGGAGCUCACAAGGAUGGGAAAAAAAUUAUUUGGAUUGGUCUCAGCUAUAACGAGCCGGUAGUAUACAUAAAUGGGCGACCAUUUGUUCUGCGUUCCGUGGAUAAGCCUUUCACCAAUCCUGAGUACACGGAAAUAGUAAACAACGAAAGGCUAGAGCAACAAGAAAUGAGCAUGAUUGAAUGCAUUCGCGAGGAAGCAUCUAAAUUUGAGAAUCUCCUUCUUGUAACGGAUGAAGUUGAGGGUCAAUUAGUGGACCAGUGGGAGACCAUAUCUACAGGUUCUUUGAAGACUCUGAAAGAAGUACAUGCUGAAGAAGGUUUGGUCGGUUUUGAAUGUUGCAGGAUAACGGAAGAGUCUUCACCAAGAACAAUGUAUUUUGAUACCUUGAUUCAGAAGAUUUCUCAGGCUGACAAUACUACCGAUAUAGUUUUCAAUUGUCAAACGGGACGUGGACAUACGACGAUGGGAAUGGUGGUUGCAACUCUCAUCUAUUUCAAACGCACUGGAGCAUUGGGGUCCCGAGAAAACGAGUCUGUUGGGGAAGGCAAAAGGCAAGUCGAUAAAGCCAUCGACCAUUGUGGAUCCGUGCAGAACUUACUAGAAGCGAUUCAAAUCUAUCGCACCAGUAUUUUAAAUCAAGUGGAUGAAAAGAAGAAAGAGGCAGCACACUCAUUUUUUGUUGAGUACUUGGAAAGAUAUCACUUGCUUAUAUGCUUUGCUGUAUACCUUCUUUCCCAAGAUGCUUCCCUCCAGCCUGGGUCGCGUGGCCAUGUAAGCUUUGCUGAUUGGAUGGAAGCUACAGAGCUCAACACCAUUCUUUCCAGGAGAGAUCCUCUGGGCGCCCUUGGAUAUGCACAGCCUUCUCUUAAGAUGAGGGGGGUCGCUGGACGUAGAAGUGGGACAGUUCUGCGAAGAGACACUGUUCUGAAGAGUGAUCUAAGUCCUUUUUGUCCCACUUUACCAACGUUAAAUCGUGAUGAAAAAGCACCGAACUAUAGAAGGGUUGGAGAAUUUCCUGUGUAUGGUGUUGGGAAUCCAACUAGUGAGGGUAUUCAAUCUGUGUAUAAAAGGGUGCGGAUGUUAAAUGGUACCAGGCCCAUCUUUUGGCUCAACCUGAGAGAAGAAACGGUUGUAUAUAUCAAUGGGGAACCGUACGUUGUACGUGACAUUGAAAGGCCAUACAAGAACAUGCGAGAAGAUAAGGGUAUCGAUGAAGUAGAAGAAAAAGAGGCAAUUCUCAAAGAGGAGGUUGUGAGAGAAAGUAGGCUCAAGGGUGGAAUCUACGUGAUGAAACUAGCAGAGGAUGGCAGUUUGUUUGAGUCCUGGGAAUCAGUAAAUGCUGAUUCCGUGAAAACUCCAAAGGAAGUGCACAAAACAGCAGUGGAUGCUAAUGGUUCUUAUGCUUAUGCUCGUGUACCUAUGGGAGAGCCAAAUCCCUCGGACUUUGACACAUUAGCAGCCCGCGUUUUUUCCACUCACAACGCUGCUUUUGUCUUCAAUGGCCAGAUUGGGAGAGGUAAAACAACAUUUGCAACUGUCAUUGCUUGUCUAGUUAAGGUGCGGAUGGAUUAUGGGAUACCAAUUAUGCUGGUAGAUGAUGAUAUUGGUAUCUACGGGAACGGGAAUCUGUUGUUGCAUGAAGAAACAAGAAAAGUAAUCACUAGACCAGGACUGCCUAUUAUAAGGUUCGAUGAUGGACACAGGAUCCUAUAUAGUUCAAGAUCCAAUGGAAUGGAUGACACACUUCUCCUGACCAAACUCACUGGAUUAUUCGACAAUGGAGUUGAAUCCCGGGAGGCUUUAGAUACAGUGAUAGAUACUUGUGGCUAUUUUCAAAAUAUUCGCGAAGCUGUGAUGCAGUAUGCACUGGUUUUCAACCAACAACAUCUUGAGCCAAGAGUAAGAAGUGCUGCAUUGGAACGAGGCACUGAAUACUUGGAGAGAUACUUGCUGUUGAUUGCCUUUGUAGAAUAUCUUGGAAGCAAAAAUCUUGAGUUGGGAAGUGAGUCUAGGAUGAAUUUUAAGGAUUGGUUGCAUCAGAGACCUGAGGUAGAAGCGAUGAGGGGGAGCAUACGGUUAAGGCCUGGACGGUUUCUUACCAUGCAUGAGGAAUUGCGGGCACAACAAGAGAAUGCAGUCAUGGAGUCAAGUAAAAGAGAGGCAUUACCUUCACCUGUAGAGGCAAUCCAAGGAGCACAUUUUCAACUCAGGGCAAAGAUUGAUCCGAUCAAAAAUUUAUCUCAAGAUAUGAUGUACGAGACUGUGAGCAGACUUUCUGCAAAAGAUGUGGCACUCACUGCCUCUGUCUCAAAGCAUUACUACGAUCUCUGUGCACAAAUGAAUAUCAUGCAGGAUGUUGAGCUUGAGGGAGGUGAAAAUAUGAGAGCUUGUGCAUCAGAAAUCUGUGCUCUGCCAAAGGAAACAAGGGUGAGAAGAUUCUCUGUCAAUUGUUCAGAUGGAGAGGACUUUGUCCUGGUGAACAAGUGCCUUUGUCAUGUGUUGAAGCUGGGAGUGAUGGAGAUUCGGCUCGUUUGCGGUAAAGAAUACACUUUACCGAUGGAGCUUUUCAGAAGUGAUACCCUAACCACUCUAAAUAUGGGCAAGGGCUUUGUGGUUGAAUUCGUUCCAGAAGAUGCCUGGUUACCUACUCUAGAAUCCAUUACCAUGGACUCGCUGCGGUUUUUGGGUGAUAACAACAGUUGCGUUUUCCAGAAAUUGCUAUCUGCUUGCCCAGUCUUGGAGGAGCUGACAAUUAAUGGCAUGGCUUGGGAGACUUGGAUCUGGUCUGGAAAGAUUGCAUCUAAGAGUCUUCAGAGACUAUGUAUCCAGCGUGUUUUCCCAGUUGAGGUCGAAGGAUUUGCCUCACAUGAUCAGAGGAUUGUCUUUGAUACCCCUGGACUUUCACAACUGUACUAUGCAGAUCUGGUUGCUCAUGAAUACCAGGCGAAUUUCGGUUCCCUUGAAGAUGUAACUCUCAAGCUGCAGCUCGUCUUUAACCUUGAAGAAAUGUUUGGGAAUCCCAAUCUACCUUAUCUUCACUUGUCAAGCAAUGCUAGGGGACUUUUGAGAGCAUUCAAGGGGAUAAAAAAACUGUGCCUCUCUGAUACAGCGACUUUCCAAAGUUUGGUGCUGUUUAAAAGAUCGCUAGUACUAAAUAAUCUCGAGGAUUUGGAAAUCAUCGUCGAUGAUGUUGAUGAUGAAGAAGUAAGUGACUUGAAGAACGAGCUCAGUCUUUUGCUGGAAAAGGCGCCCAAAGUGGAGACCCUGUCUCUCUCUGGUAUCAUUUAUCCUGUGGUUGAGGACAAGUCUCUAGCUGUAACGAUUUGA